Messenger RNA from Triticum aestivum (bread wheat), 3339 nucleotides. RefSeq lists its product as uncharacterized. Bases 2430 to 3020 code for a protein of 196 amino acids. The record is from RefSeq and is a predicted model, not a curated record. The transcript is spliced from 3 exons. NCBI's taxonomy places the organism in Eukaryota, Viridiplantae, Streptophyta, Magnoliopsida, Poales, Poaceae.
UUGACAUGAACAAAUUGACGUUGAUUGACGAAAGUCUUGAGUGUUUGUUUCACAAGUGUUUGAUCUUCCAAGCCUGCUAACCAUGGUUUCAAAUAGUAUAGGUGACAAUUACGAAUAGCAAACACAUGCCAAAUCUGUGCUGGCACAAUUGUCAUUGAGUAUUUUCAGGCUGCCCACUGCCGUAUGCAAAGUUGUAUAGAUUCAGGGGUGUUCAGUUCUUCAGUAACAUUUAAACUUUGAUGAUUUCUAUUUUAAGAACAAAUCUUCCUUGUACUGUAAGUACUAUUUUCUCUUUUAUUUUGUGAUUUAUAUGCUACUUGAUUAUGCCUUAUCCCAAGUUCCCGAUGGCCCUUUGAAAGUUUAUCUGAAAGGUUCAUCAUUGAAAAUGGCUCCUGUAUGAUUGUAUCACCUGGUCAUGUCACUUAUUCAUUCUAUUUUCCCCUAAUAACCUGGCUUAGAUGAUAGGUGUAUUAAAACUUGUGUAUUUUCCAUUCAGCUUUAUGAAAGCAGUAUUGAUAAAUCGACAUCUAAAUGAACAGGUGCAGCAAUUAUUUAUUCACUGUAUACAAUGAAUAUGUUCCCGGUUGAUUGCUUUCAAGAUUGCAGUGCAUUACUCAACUAUCAAAGUAAACUAUUGAAAACAGAGGACAAGAACAAGCUCUGCAUGCAUGUUCUUCAGGAGCUACAAAUAGCAAGUUUGCUUGUUGGCUCCAACAGUUGGCAUUGUGCAACCAAUGUGGUGACAAGAUGUCACCAUAGAGCUCAGCGACGCGUUCUCGACCUCGGCAGAGGCAUUUCUCCUGAGCAAGCAUAUGACAUACUCCAUCACUUCGGCAACACAAGGCAGUGUGAUCUUGCCAUGGCUUGAGAAGCCAAACUCUUCCUGGGACAUCGUCAGGAACUCACUGAAGGUCGUCGUUCUGAGGUACACCAAUGGUACCUCGAAGCGCCUCCCAUCAGUUGUGUACAUGACAGAGUGGCCCUUGACUUCUACAGAGAUGCAGCACUUCUCAUCUUCUUUGGUUGUUGCUGUCGUCAGCUUAUUCCUCUUAAGUGCAGCCAUCCUCUGCCACUUCUUUGCCAACUGAGCAAGUCACGUGGUGCUGAUCAUGGUUGGUUGAUUACGGGUCUUAUUUUUCAGCUGGAAAUUCAGAAAAGUGAGCUAUGCCUGAUGUAAUGCUUAGUUGGUGGUGUAUGAGCUGAUGGUGUCAAUCAUAGUCGUUUGCUGAAUUUAUAGCCCAGAGGAAAGACAUUGUGGCUGUGAAGUAGUUGUCAUCAGAAAAGAUAACAGGGGAAAAGACCAUGGGAUCAACACAUGCAAUGUUGUAGUAUGAUUAAUUUGGAUUAGAUUGUGCUGGGCCAAAUGUUUGGAGCAUCAAAGCAUAGGUUUGCUCUCAUAUCAUCUGUCAGUGUAGCAAGCUGGUGAGGGAUAAGGCCAUUUUCUGUUCUGUGAUUCAGAUUAUGGAAGGAUUACUUUUAGAUAUCAUCAGUGGCAAUGAUCAUGCUUUUCUCUGAAGGUCUGAACUUGAUGUCUGGUUGAAAAAAAACGUAGGACUAAAUGAUCAGGAAUUCGUUCAUGGUCGUGACUGGUUGCUGCUAAACUUUCAGUCUCAGAUUGGUUGUUGAUCAAUCAGAUGUUGUACCUCUGCCUGAAUCAACUUGCUUGACCAACUUCGUUCUUUCUUCAGUUCAUGGUCUUGUCUGUCAUGACCAGUCUCCAGUCCAGCGUCUCAUGUGGUUUGCAUUUCACUGUUGCUUCCCCCAUUUUCACACAGGUCAGAAAAAAAAAAGGAUACUCUGUUUUGAGAGGUGACAGGAGGAGGCUGGGUUACAUGAAUCAAUGUCUGUCUGUCAGUGUGGCAAGCUUGCUGGAAAGGCUGAUUUGAUCUCUCCAGUCACCCCAGUCCCCAGCAGUGAACAUGCAGGGAGCUGAGUGCCUCGUGCUCGACUUGUAAACAGGUUUGGGGCUUUCCGACAACAGUGCUUUGAUGGCGACGGCGAAGCCAGUUCACAUAAGGCCUUCCCUGCCCCUUCGAUGAUGGUGGUCCUCCUCAUAGAGGCGCCGAGGAGCAUUGUGUGUGUUCCUCGAGGGAAUAUCCAUCCGCAAGGCUAGGGUUUCCUUUUUUUCUUCUAAAGAGUGUGAUCACAACCAUCCUAUGGUGAUGUGCGCUCAGAUGCCAUUGUGUGAAAUGUGAGGUUGUUUUGUGUAUGAGGCAUCAAGUGCUUGUUCUCUCACAAUGGUGAAGGCAUGCAUAGGAUGCCCAAAAAUUAUAGCACAAGGUCGGUGUUUGUAGACAAGUGAGUUUUGUGGCCUUCAUCGAUGUGCCACAACGAUACAUGAUUCGCCAUUCGCGAUAGAUGCUUUCUCCGGCUCAUAAAACUUAGCCGUAGUGGUACGAUAACUGUUCAAGUCAAUAGUGUGGCCAGCCAUGGACAUGGGGGCGAUUUUGAGAAGCGCCACUCGUCUCCUUGAGAUGGCCGGGGGCACCCACCCACAUCCUGAUGCUCUGGGACGCCUCCGACGGGUGCUGGGCGCCACUGCGGCACAUUGCAUCUCUAACCCCACCUUCACCGAUUCUUUCAAACAGAUGUUGGACAACUUCGUUGGCAAUUUCAGCAAUGACACCAGGAAGGUGGACAACCUCACCACUCGCCUCCAGGCCACGCGUAGCCCUAAAGGCUGCCGCCACGGUGUCUCCCCCACUGCCCAGCUCGCCGGCCUUCAUGGAAAUGAUCUAUUCCGUGCACUUAUGGCCCUGCAGCUGCCCGUGACCGCGCCUCCGGAAUUCUGCCUUGAGGCCGCUCUCGCCGCGCAGAGCCUCAUCGUGCAUGACCACCUCGACCUUUUCAUCCACCUCUGUGAGGAGGCCACCUUCAAGGGCGACAGUACGGUGGUCGAUGAGUUCAACUUCAUGGUCUUCAUGGACCACAUAAAUACCUUGGAAAAGUUCAUGCAAGAGCACAUUGACCUCGCCAACGCCGCUGCCACUUCACGUGCAACCACUGGCCAAGCGAAGUAAAAGCUUGAUUCCAUAGUUAAGCUAGCUAGCUGCAAGUAAGACGAAGGGGGGCCAGGAGGGUCAUUGAUUGAUCCUUAUCUGGCUUCCGUGUGUACUUUGGUGGAUCUCGUUAUCGAGCCAAGAACAAAAACCACUACUUAUGUAUGUAUUAUGCUACUUGUCAGCGAUCGGGUGUGUCUUAAGUACUAGUAAUGGUUUCGAUCAAACUGCGCCCUAUGCACUUGGCCUGCUAUAAUUAAUUUUGUACAAUGGAAUUUGUUUCGCACCAAGUUCUGUUAUUAAUAGUCUGUAUGUUUCUUUUGUUGUGUUGCAUUACCUG